GUUCAGAGAGUCUGGGUUCCAGGAGACCAGAAAGACUAAGGGCUUAGGCAGCCCUGGACCACUUUAGAAAGAGUCCCAGAGAAGACUCUCUCUCUCUCUCUCUCUCUCUCUCUCUCUCUCUCUCUCUCUCUCUCUCUCUCUUUCUCUCUCUCUCUCUCUCUCGCGGAAUUCAAAGAAGAAGGUGGGAAACAAGGCUCUUGUGCACAGAUUAGGUAACUUGAAAGUAGGGUGAGGAGGACCUACUGAGAACACCCCACACACAUGGUGAGGUAGGGGUUGUGAGGGAGGGAGGACUGGACUGUUGAGGGUCUUCCAUGGUAAAGAGAUCCCAUUGGGACUUAUCUAGAUCUGGAUAUUCAGUUUGGGACAAGUGUUCAAGUGAUUGAGAAUUAGGGGAGAGAGAUGGAACUAAGCCGUGGAGGACAGUAUUGCCUAGGGCAAGUAAUGUGCAGGGACAGAAUACGGUCAGGGGACUGGGGCCCAGGAUGGGGGGGUGGAAGGGCUUAUUCCAAGGAGACCGGUGUAGGGGGUCUCAGAGGGACCAGGGUUCAGGGCAUUGGAGUAGCACACCUGGCCUUGAGGCCAGAGGGGAGCUUGGCUGUGCAGGGACAGGCCAGCCUGUUACAGGUCAGAUUCUUCAAGCCGGAUUUAUGAUGAACAGGAUUAGCACAAAUGAACCAGGCUUUGGUGGGGUCAGACUUGGGAGAAGGGAACUCUAAUCCAACAGGGCUCGGCUGGUGGGUGGGGAUUGAAGAUUGUUGGUGAAGGGCCUGGACUUGGCUCAGGAGGAAAAACCCUGGACAUUGACCUUGGGGACUUGAGAGACAGGAUUGAACAAAGAUGAAUACUUAAUUGGGAUUUGGUGUGUUGCAUCCCGUUUGGGUAGGAACUGUGAUCUGCAGUCUGGAGGCUUCAAGGGACCCAGAGACUCCAAAAGGAAGCCUGAUUAGGGAUGGAGGCUGGGUCAGCUCAGACAGGGACUUAGUAGUAAGGAAGGAGCCUAUCUGUGCAGGAUCAAGGUAGAGGUGGGUGGGAGCUUGGGAAGCAGAUAUCAGGACAGACCCCAUGAAGAAAGGGCAAGGACUAAUGGGGACCGAGGGUGGCAGAUAGGACUCAACAGGGCAAGAGGAAGAGGUUCAAGGUAAAGGGUUCUGAAGGCACAGGUCUUGGAACUAGCAAGGCUCAGUGUGAGAAGGGAUAUAGGGAGAAGGGAUCAGCCCUGGGAACAAGGUGGAGUGCUCAGCAGACAGACUUGCGCGGGACCUGAGGACCCGCGAGAGAAUGUGAGGACAGGUGGGUUGGAGUGGCGGCUCCAUGGUCAGCGGAUAUGGGAGUCAUGCAGCUCUUGGUUUACAUGGGUCCCAGCUUCGCCCAGCUAGCGACUCCCUGGGGUCCUGGCUUCCGUGCUCGCGGGCCCUCUCCCUCCCUUUGGAGGAGGCGGAGGUGUCUGCGACGCUGUGAGUCAGGCUCUGGCUGCAGCCGUGGCCGGCCUGGCGCUGCGGAGCGCGCACGGGCAGCGGGGGAGGCAGCGGCGCCAGCCCCGUUCGCUCCCCGCCCCCAAGGUUGGGCCGCUGGGAAGCGAUCAGCGGACAGACAACGGCCCGGGACGGCGGAAGGACGAGCUCUCCAAGGCGUCUGGCCCACUCACCGCCGCGUCGCCAAUAGGUGAGCGGUCCUGGUGGAUGCUGCAAUCGGGGUCAAACCAGGAGCCACCCAGCCCGGCCGUUGUUCCCUGAUAUCUCUUCACCGGUGCCAGGCCCAGGGCCCCAGCCAGUGCCCAGCCCUGCUGGGAGCCCCGGCCAGCACCACGGACGGCACCCAGGAAGCCCGAGUCCCCCUGGACGGGGCCUUCUGGAUUCCCAGGCCACCAGCAGGUUCACCCAAGGGCUGCUUCACCUGCGUGUCCAAGCCUCCUGCCCUGCAGGGUGCAGCGGGCCCAGCCCCUGAGCCCUCGGCCUCGCCCCCCAUGGCACCCACUCUGUUCCCCAUGGAAUCUAAAAGCAGCAAGACUGACAGCGUCCGGGCAUCAGGUGUCCCCCAGGCCUGCAAGCACUUAGCUGAGAAGAAGACCAUGACGAACCCUACGACAGUCAUCGAGGUCUACCCCGACACCACGGAGGUGAACGACUACUAUCUGUGGUCCAUCUUCAACUUCGUCUACCUCAACUUCUGCUGCCUGGGCUUCAUUGCUCUGGCCUACUCCCUCAAAGUUCGGGACAAGAAGCUCCUGAAUGACCUGAAUGGAGCCGUGGAAGAUGCCAAGACAGCGCGGCUGUUUAACAUCACCAGCUCUGCGCUGGCGGCCUCCUGCAUCAUCCUCAUCUUCAUUUUCCUGCGGUACCCCCUCACCGACUACUGAGCCCAGCAGGCAGUGGCCUUGGAGACACAGCACUGAGACUGAUGGUCACUGAGAUUCAGGAUGCUGAGAGUGUGGGGCAGAAUGGGCUUCUACCAAGGCCCAGAGCCAUGCAUGGCAGCAAGGCCGCCAGAAGUUGAGUGCCCAAAGGAGCAGCACACUCCUCCAAGCCACCCUAUCUGCCUCCUGCCCUGCCCUGUUGUCACUGGAUCUCUGGGCUCCCUCUGUUGCUGCCUGGUUGCCAGUGACUUCCCUCCCUGACCCAUGCACCCUACCCAAGCUCUUGCAUCCCUCAGACCUGACACCCAGCAAGAAGGGCUUAUGUGGGAGCUCCCAGAAGGGGAGCUGCCAGCACCUGGGACUCCCUCACUCCUGACCCCAACUUCCUCCAAGCUGUGAUCCCUACUCCAAGCUCUUGUAUCUGUGAACUUUCAUUAAAACGUGUGCCCAGCUCA
Messenger RNA from Alexandromys fortis (reed vole), 2811 nucleotides. RefSeq names its product interferon induced transmembrane protein 10 (gene Ifitm10). The record is from RefSeq and is a predicted model, not a curated record. The coding region runs from base 1967 to 2359 and encodes 130 amino acids. NCBI's taxonomy places the organism in Eukaryota, Metazoa, Chordata, Mammalia, Rodentia, Cricetidae. The transcript is spliced from 3 exons. Gene Ontology annotation, cellular component: plasma membrane.